Aspergillus aculeatinus CBS 121060 is the source of this 1065-nucleotide messenger RNA. RefSeq lists its product as uncharacterized. The coding region runs from base 1 to 1065 and encodes 354 amino acids. The transcript has a single exon. NCBI's taxonomy places the organism in Eukaryota, Fungi, Ascomycota, Eurotiomycetes, Eurotiales, Aspergillaceae. The record is from RefSeq and is a predicted model, not a curated record.
AUGUUCGAGGACUUCUCUUUCUCAUCUCCCUCCUCCACUCGACCUCCCCGCUUGGCCUUGGACAGCGAAGAAUAUCAGCGCCUCACUCUCGACCAUGACAGUGGAUUAAUCUCUCCCUUGUCCUCGCGCUGUCCGUCACCACGCUCGUCAACGCAGCGCUUCCCCCGGACCCUAUCUCGCUCGCGAUCCUCCUACUCCCGGGGCCAGGCUCAAGCGCCUACCUCCGUCCCUUUCUCCGCAUACGAGAAGCGCUUCUCCAUCAGCACCCUCACCAAGAAACUUCACGAGCACACGCUCCAAAACCAGUCCGGCACUGCGGGCGCAAUCCCCAGCGAUGACCGCUUCCCCGAUGCGCCCAUCUCCCCCACCUCCCCCUCCGAUCUCCAUUUCAGUAGCAACAACCCCAAACUAUUCCCCGGCUACGUCCUGACACCCCCCGACACGGAUCUCGACGAUGAUUCCCACACAUCCGGCUCUCUAUCGCCGACGUUCCCCCCGUCAUCCUCCUCUCCAUACCUGAACCCGACCUCCGCCCCCGCCGCCUCAGACAGCUACAACUCCCCGACCGACACGACCCCAAUGGAUCUCAACGCAGACGACCAGGAACAAAAUUACACGACCAUGCGCGCGCAGCGCCAACACAUCUCGCGCCUGCAGUACUGCAACCCCACCGACCUCGAGGCUAUCCGCCUGGCCCUGAUCUCCGAGGACGAGGCCCUGCGCACCGCCGUCUCGCACAGCUACUCCACCUGUGAAGACGACUGGCACCCCAGCUCGCUCCCGCCGCAGUCGUCCCCGCGCCGACGCGCCCUGACGGCGUCGCGGGGCAGUCGGUUCCGCCCGGCCACGGAAUCGAUCUCCUCCACUUCCUCCGUCCCAUCAUCCUCGUCGCUGGCGGAAUACACGCGUUCCCGGAGAAAGAGCAGCGUCAGCGCGCUGCAGUCAUCCCAUCGGAUCGAGAAGAGCUAUCAGCUCGGCUCCACCCGCGACCUGCAGAAGAAGAGCGAGCAGGGGCUGCGACGAAAGAGUCUCGUCAGUGCGGCGCUGGCUUCGAUGGUUGAAUAA